AUUUAUUAUUCCCCUCAUUUUCGUCUUCGUCUCCAUUUCUCUCUCUCUCUCUCUCUUUCUCUCUCUCGAUCUCUAACCCUAAACCUAACCCUAAUCCCCAAACCCUAAUCCGGAUCGAGGAUCCAACCCUAGUUCCCCUCUCCUCCGCGGCCGACGAGCUCCUCCGUGCUGCUCCGACGAGCUAAGCUACGCCGAGAUCGGCCAUGGAUUGCGAGCCCGAGGAGCUGCAGUUCCUGGGGGUGGUGGGGAUCUACAGGGAGGCUGGAAAGCUCCUCCACGCAUGGCGGGGGCUCUUCUCCAAGAUCGCGCUGUACCUGGUGCUCCCGCUCUCGGUGCUCUUCCUCGCGCACAUCCACAUCUCCCACAUCCUCUUCUCCUCCAUCGACUCCGACGACGCCGCCGUGGAGCGCGCGCCCCCCGGGUCCCCGUCGGAGACGCGCCUCCUCGAUCGGCUCGCCUCGGACUGGGCCGCGCUCCUCCUCUUCAAGGCGCUCUACCUCGUCGCCCUCCUCGCGCUCUCCCUCCUCUCCACCGCCGCCGUGGUCUACUCCGUCGCCUCCGUGUACUCCGCCAAGGAGCUCUCCCUCCCCCGCGUCCUCUCCGUCGUCCCUAGGGUUUGGCGCCGCCUCAUGGUCACCUACCUCUCCGCCUUCCUCCUCCUCGUCGCCUACAACGCCCUCGCCUUCGCCCUCUUCGUCCUCGUCCUCUUCUUCCUCGCGCCCCCCGACGGCGGCGUCGCCGCCGCCGCCGCCCUCGUCCUCGCCCUCGCCUACCUCGCCGGCCUCGUCUACCUCAGCGUCGUCUGGCACCUCGCCAGCGUCGUCUCCGUCCUCGAGGACGCCAAGGGCUUCGACGCCAUGCGCAAGAGCCGCGCCCUCAUCCGCGGCAAGCUCCGCACCGCCGCGGCCAUCUUCGUCAAGCUCAACCUCUGCUUCGUCGGCGUCGAGGUCGCGUUCCGGGAGCUCGUGGUGAAGGGCCGCGUCGGCGGGUUGGGGGCGCGGUUCGCCUUGGCCGCGCUGAUGCUCGGCCUCCUCUGCGCCGUCGUGCUCUUCGCCCUCGUCGUCCAAACCGUGGUCUACUUCGUGUGCAAAUCCCACCACCACGAGAGCAUCGACCGCGGCGACCUCGCCGACCACCUUGAGGUCUACCUCGGCGAGUACGUCCCCCUCAAGGCCAAGGACGUCCAAAUGGAACAGUUCGACCUUUAAGGUUGAUAGAAGAAGAUGAUCGUUUGGUUUAGAAUGGGAUAUUGUUGGAGCAUAAUUGGAUGGGUAUUUCUGAAUGUUUGGUUCCACAUAAAUUAGAGUGAUUUGUAAUAGAAAAAAAAAAGUGGACUUUACACUGUGUAAAUCUUUUUUCUUUUAUUUUCAAUAGUUGGUUGAGAUAAAGAAUAGAGAACAUAAAUAAAUUAAAUUUUUAGUAUCUUAUCAUUUUCUUAUCCUUUCUCUCUUUUUUUUUUUUACCCCUCAUUUGGAUUGUGUAAGAGGUGAUGGAGGAAGAAGAAGAAGAUGGUUUUCUAUAGAAUGGGAUGUUGAGGUAUAAUUGGAUAGUAUAUUUGAAUGUUUAACAUAAA
Ananas comosus (pineapple) is the source of this 1573-nucleotide messenger RNA. RefSeq lists its product as uncharacterized. The coding region runs from base 204 to 1208 and encodes 334 amino acids. The transcript is spliced from 2 exons. Lineage: Eukaryota; Viridiplantae; Streptophyta; Magnoliopsida; Poales; Bromeliaceae. The record is from RefSeq and is a predicted model, not a curated record.